Molecule: messenger RNA, 666 nt
Organism: Eruca vesicaria subsp. sativa (arugula)
Lineage: Eukaryota; Viridiplantae; Streptophyta; Magnoliopsida; Brassicales; Brassicaceae
Source: the annotation of a GenBank genome assembly
AUGGUAGUGAGACUGAUGAGGAAGACAAAAGUUAUGAGGAAGAGAAAGAACCUGAAGUUGAAGCUCAAGUUAAAGAAGAGAAAGAACGAGAUGAAAAGAAAGAAAGCAGUGAGACUGAUUAGGAAGACAAAGAAAGCAAAGACAAAGAACAUGAGGAAGAAAAAGAACAAGAAAAGGGUGAAGAAGAGAUUCGGGCUGAGGCAGAGCUCACAAAAGAGGGUGAAGAAGAGCUCGCACAAGAGGUUGAAGAAGAGGCAGAGAUCAAUGAGGCUAGAACCGAUGAAACUCCAACACCACCACAUGGAAAUUAGGCUCGGGUUGAAACAGAUAAAACCGAUGAAACUUCAACACCACCAUGAGAGAAUCAGACAGAGGAAACUUCCACACCACCACGUGGCAAUGACAGCGAGAAAGGUUGUGAAAGAAGAACCUAGAAAAGCUAAGACUCCUGCUCAAGUUGGGAUCAAAAGAAGGAAUAAGUGUGUGGCGGUGAGGAAAGAUGCAGCUUCGAAGAGGCCUAGAGGUAGACCGAGGAAGCCUGCUAAUCCAGAGCAGUUCACACUGCUGCCAGCAAAGAGGCCACGUGUACCAUCACAGUGGGUGCAAACUUCUUUCACCGAAGACGAAGAGCCAAAGUCGAAGCGUCAAACAAAGGCUAAAGCUUAA